UUCAAAGCGUCACUAAUUUCACAUUGUUCCGCAACUUCUACCUUAGGGACUAUGACAAAGUUGCUUGUCGUAGCUGUAGCACUAUCUAUUCUCGUCUUGGCGACGGAAGCUUUUGUCGGGCCUUCGUCAAUCAAGACGUUCACUGUGGAUCGAUCGCAGAAGACUGUCAAGUCAUUCCCGCAGGGGGGAUUUUUUACACAGCACUCUAUACCUCUGGUCGGGCCGAUGCGAGCCGAAGCUGAUGGAAAGGUAGAGAAAACCAAGCUUCCGUUCUGGCUGGACCCUGGUACUAAAGGAGGUGCCGUUUUUCUGAGUUUGGCGCUCUUUCUGUUUCCCAUUCUUGUCUACUCCAUCAUGACCACGUUUUUCGGGUUUGAUGAAAUCGAAACGGGAAAAUGGAUUGGUAUUGGAUUCACUGUAUUGGCAACUUUGGGAUGGGUCAGUACUUACCUGUUCCGUGUAGCAACGAAAGAUAUGACCUAUGCCAAGCAACUAAAGGACUACGAAAACGCUGUGAUUGCCAAGCGGUUGGAAGAGCUCGACGAAGACGAAAUACAGGCACUGCAGGAGGAGGUAGAGCGAGAUGCUUUCUGAUUGAUAGUGAAUGCGCUCAGCCCUGGAUCCUCUAAAUGCCAGAGACAUCAAUCCUCCAGCUUAAUCUUUGCUUAAUCCUUUCUGGCUAUUUC
This is a messenger RNA of Phaeodactylum tricornutum CCAP 1055/1, 686 nucleotides long. RefSeq lists its product with no specific name. NCBI's taxonomy places the organism in Eukaryota, Bacillariophyta, Bacillariophyceae, Surirellales, Neidiaceae. The transcript is spliced from 2 exons. The record is from RefSeq and is a predicted model, not a curated record. The coding region runs from base 52 to 594 and encodes 180 amino acids.